AUGUACGUUCAAUCUCACCCUGAGGCUAUGGAAACAUCGCUGAUACUUGCAGACUACCCAAACGCAUGGAACAAAAAGAGUCCUAAGAACGGCUUUGUAUGCCUCAAAGUCGACAACAGCACACCCUCUUUCUCCGCAACGUGGGACUGGCCCAAAGACAUCCAAGACGUACACUCCUUUCCCUAUGUGCGCUUCAACAACCCGAAUCUUCCCAUACGCAUCAGCGAUCUAGAGUCAAUCCGCUUAUCAACAGACUGGAUCUACACACCCGGCAGUCCUAAGCAAAUACCGGAUGACUUUAGCAAUGAUGUUUGGGCGAAGAAUAAAGCAGAGUUAGCGGGGGAGGGCGUUCAGGCGAAUGCAGCGUGGGAUUUCUUUCUGGAUGAUGAUAGGAAUAGAACGCUUUAUCCGCAGGUUGCUGCUGUGGAAUUUAUGGUUUGGUUGGGAAGGGUGGGGGAUCCGUGGUGGCUUGGGAGGCAGAAUAAUAGUAUCUUGUCGAAUGUGACGCUGGGGGAGACAGAGUUCUCAUUAUUCUAUGGCCGAAACUCAGGAGGAACACACGUCUUUACUGCUGUUACGAAGGAUAAUAGUGACGUAUUAUCCUUCGAUGAGGAUUUCUACCCGUUAUUUCAGUACAUCCUCGAACAAGCACACAAACACAUCGACGCAGAUGAUCUACCGAAAGAUCCAUGGUUAGGAAUCAUUGAGUUUGGAACAGAGACGUGGAUGUCAAGGGGCAAUGCUACGUUUACUGCUGCGAAUUUUGGGAUGAGUUUGAAGGGAAACUUUACGGGUGAGAGGAAUUCUACGAAGCAGGGAGAUGAUGAUAAGGAUAAGGGCGAUAAGUCUGGUAGUGAGAAGGGAGGUUAUAAAGGCAGUGGGAAUAACUUGACGGACUCAAAGGGUGAUGAAGAAGAUCAUGCUGUGAGGUUGAUGAGUCAAUCUGUGCUGGGAUAUGUCAUGGCAGCGGCCCGCCUCAGGCGCGCCAUCCACGCCCUACCCUUCCUCUUCAUAACAGCCAUUAUGUCCCGCGCCUUCGCAAUGGCAAAGCCCAUCGGCCCCAUAAUCGAAGAAACCCUGCAAACCUCCAUCUUCAUAUCACAAGACGUGAGCGUACCCAUCAUCAAGAACUUUUACGGUGUACCUAUUUUGGAUGAUAUUUUCGCUGUAGUAACUAUUGCCUUUGCGCAUUUGCAGUUCUUUACCGAUGAGGAGGCGUAUUGGCAGUUGUUGGUGUUUUUGACGGAUUUUGCGGGGAUGUAUGCUGUUGUGAUGAUUGAGGGAUAUAGGCCGGGGAAUACGUUUCCUGUGAUCAAGUACCCUGUUGUUUUCUUAUUUCUGUCUCAGAUGUUUGGAAUUGGCUGUCUUGCACCUAUCUUCUUCUUCCUGUUCUACAUAUUUACGCCUGCUCACAAACUUACAACACCGAGUCUGUACCGUCCUGGUGUAGCGCCUUGUAUGGCUCUUUUGCCUACUAUUGUGCUGGGGUAUUAUAUCACGCACUUUCCAUCCUUCUUUCACUCUUCUCUCGAAGCAAGAAAUUGGUGGAACUGGAUUUGGCAACUGUUUCCUAUCUGGGGAUCCGUCAUCAUGUUCGUGUUGUCUAAGAUGAUUCCUCAGCCGAAGGAGCAGACGUCAAAAACACGGAAGCAAGAGCUUAACGCCAUUCGAUUCACAAUCGGGGUUAUCAGUAUCAUAAGCACGGCAACUUGGUGGUAUACCAUUCUCGACAUGGACUCUACCAUCAUCGGCGUCUUUAUUCCGCAGCAUUUCCUCACCACGCCACAAGACCCAAUCCUCGGACUUCGAACUGUCAUACAAUUCGAUUACAUAUGCUGUUACGCAGCUGGAUUUCUCUGGUUGGCGUACCACUUUAAAGAGCUUGAGAAUGUUGGAGUCUGCAGUAUCUCAUGGAUUCGGGCUGCUUGCGCUUCUGUUAUGCUGGGAUGUUUGCUUGGGCCGGGAACAAUGUUUCCUCUGAUUUGGCUUUUGAGAGAGGAGUUAUUGGUUGCGACACAGACUGGCAUAAAGAGAUCGGGAAAUUAG
Messenger RNA from Fusarium redolens, 2046 nucleotides. Its product is annotated as concanavalin A-like lectin/glucanase domain-containing protein. The transcript is spliced from 4 exons. NCBI's taxonomy places the organism in Eukaryota, Fungi, Ascomycota, Sordariomycetes, Hypocreales, Nectriaceae. Gene Ontology annotation, molecular function: cellulase activity. The record is from RefSeq and is a predicted model, not a curated record. The coding region runs from base 1 to 2046 and encodes 681 amino acids. Gene Ontology annotation, biological process: polysaccharide catabolic process.